GAGAAAAGGGCGAAAUUUCUCCUUCCGCCUAUAUCUAUGCCACGCAAUCGACCGAGCGAGCGACGGGGCUCUUGUUUAGUCAAGAACAAUGCAGAGAUCUGGUUAUGGCCGUGAUGGAAUUUACAGGUCUCUCAGGCCCCCUCUCGUGAUUCCCAGGGACGAGAACCUCUCUCUCGUUUCAUUUCUCUUCAGAAAUGUCGCCUCUUUCCCCACCAAACCAGCCUUGAUUGACGCCGAUUCCUCUCAAACUCUGUCUUUCGGUCAGUUGAAGUCCUUGGUGGUGAAAGUCUCCCACGCCUUUCUCCACCUUGGCAUCAAGAAAAACGACGUCGUCCUCUUGUUUGCGCCCAACACCAUCCUCUACCCCGUCUGCUUCCUCGGCAUCGCGGCCAUUGGCGCCAUAGCCUCCACCGCCAACCCUACCUACACGGUCGCGGAGGUUUCCAAGCAGGUGAAAGAUUCCAAUCCCAAGCUCCUGAUCACCGUCCCUGAAUUGUGGGACAAAGUGAAGGGUUUCAAUCUCCCCUCGGUGAUUUUGGGUUCACAGACCCCUUCCCUCGUCGCGUCGAAUUCCAAGAUUACGACCUUCGAUGGAUUGCUCGAGUUUGCCGGUUCUCCCACGGAAUUUCCGGCCAGUAAUGUCAAACAGAGCGAUACGGCGGUGCUUCUCUAUUCUUCGGGUACUACGGGUGUCAGUAAGGGGGUGAUUCUCACGCAUAAGAAUUUCAUAGCCGCUUCUCUUAUGGUGGGCAUGGAUGACGAGUUGGCUAACGAGAGACACGAUGUCUUUCUUUGCGUUCUCCCGAUGUUUCAUAUUUUUGGGCUCUCAAUCAUUACGUACUCGCAGCUUCGGAGAGGCAACGCGGUCGUGUCUAUGAAGAAAUUUGACUUCGAAAUGAUGUUGAGGGCGGUUGAAAAGUAUAGCGUGACUCGUUUAUGGGUUGUGCCUCCAAUCAUCCUUGCUCUGGCAAAGCAGAGCGUGGUGAAGAAGUAUAAUCUUUCGUCAUUGAAGCAAAUUGGUUCCGGAGCUGCUCCUCUGGGAAAAGAAUUGAUGGAAGAGUGUGCUAAAAAAUUCCCUCAGACUUUGGUCAUGCAGGGCUAUGGUAUGACAGAAACUUGCGGCAUUGUUUCCGUGGAGAAUUCAACAAUGGGUAUUCGUCAUAGUGGUUCAGCAGGAAUGCUUGUUUCAGGAGUUGAGGCUCAAAUAAUCAGUGUGGAUACGUUGAAGCCCCUCCCUCCUCGUCAGUUGGGUGAGAUAUGGGUACGGGGUCCUAAUAUGAUGCAAGGUUAUCACAACAAUCCACAGGCCACCAGAUUAACUAUAGAUAAAAUGAGAUGGGUGCAUACGGGAGAUCUUGGAUAUUUUGAUGAGGAAGGGCAACUUUAUGUUGUUGACCGUAUCAAAGAACUCAUCAAGUAUAAAGGUUUUCAGGUUGCACCAGCAGAACUUGAAGGACUUCUUGUUUCUCACCCUGAGAUAAUGGAUGCUGUUGUCAUCCCGUAUCCUGAUGCUGAGGCCGGUGAGGUCCCUGUUGCCUAUGUUGUUCGUUCGCCCAAUAGUUCACUGACUGAAGAAGACGUUCAGGAGUUUAUUGCUGAUCAGGUUGCGCCUUACAAAAGACUGCGAAGGGUGACGUUCAUCAACGCCGUUCCGAAGACAGCUUCUGGAAAAAUUCUCAGAAGAGAGCUUAUUCAGAAAGCACGAUCCAAAAUAUGAGAAUAAAUGGACGAUGGACCAAAGAAGGCCCCUCCUCCUCAACAUAGUGUGGUUAAUGACUAUGCCAUUAAAAGUCAAAUUCAAAAUAUGUUUAAAGGUUAGCUAAAUAGUAGCGUUGUGUAUUACUACUUGGUACUAAUAAGUAUGAUGUUAUAGUAAACUAUCACGUUCUCCUUUCAUUUGUGGGAUGGAAAAAGGAUGCAAAUACGUUGGUGGGCAGCAAA
Molecule: messenger RNA, 1941 nt
Organism: Prosopis cineraria
Lineage: Eukaryota; Viridiplantae; Streptophyta; Magnoliopsida; Fabales; Fabaceae
Product: probable CoA ligase CCL7
Exons: 6
Coding region: 89-1717 (542 amino acids)
Molecular function (GO): CoA-ligase activity
Source: RefSeq, a predicted model, not a curated record